Molecule: messenger RNA, 1514 nt
Organism: Closterium sp. NIES-67
Lineage: Eukaryota; Viridiplantae; Streptophyta; Zygnematophyceae; Desmidiales; Closteriaceae
Source: the annotation of a GenBank genome assembly
GGCUCUCUCCAGGCCCGUCGAACUCGAGCUCUGGUCUGGGGGCCAGACGAGCCAACAGCAUAAAUUGAGGCCUCCAUUACCUGGAACGCCAUCACGCAGCGUGCUCUACACUGUCUACACGUUCGUUCCCACAACCUCCCCUCUUGUGCAUACACCCCUGAGCACGUUGCCUGGUCCCAUACCACUGACUGCUCCCGGUCUUUUCGCUGCUCCCAAUCGAGUCAGUGAAGCCAGCUCUCGUCCAGGCUCUUGUACAUACCAAGACGCUGUAGAGCUGCAGAUAUCGCAGCCGCACGUAGAUUCGCAUUCUUUUUCGAGCCAAUCUAUUAUUUCCUUUGAUAAUGGCUCCUCCCAUGGGCGACGUCUCCGGCCCUACAGCCAUGCUCAUGCCUGACGUCAGCAGCAGCGGAAGCCUCUUCGUCCACCCGUCGGACUUCCAAGCCUCCGUCGCCGUCGACGCUCUCCGCCACGCAAUCUACACCUCGCAGCUCGAACACGCCAUCCUCGAUAAGACAUCCCGCGAUAAGACCACGUCGGAUGUCUCCAUCGAGCCGGCGAGCUACGAGGAGGGCUACGUGUACGAUCCCACGGCGCCCAUUCCGGCGGGCUCGACGGACGUGGUGUUGGUGCGGCACGGCGAGACGUUUUGGAACCACGACCACCGCCUGCAGGGCCAGCUCGACACGGAGCUCAACGCCGCGGGUCUCGCGCAAGCUCAAGCCGUCGCGGCUCGAUUCGCCACGUGGGAGUUCCCCUUCUGCGCCAUCUACGCGUCGGAUCUGCGCCGCGCCGCGGACACGGCUCAGGCCAUCGCGGACCGCGCGGGAUUCCCGGGGAUUGUCAGGGACGUGGGACUGCGCGAGCGGCACAUCGGACACCUGCAGGGCUGCCUGGCUCACGAGGCGCCGCUCAAACAGCCGGAGGCGUUUAAAGCCUUUCAUUCUGAGGACCCCUCUACUGCCAUUCCGGGCGGCGGGGAGAGCAUGGCUCAGCUGGUCGAGAGGACGAGCAAGACGGUGGAUAAGAUCGCCCGCAAUCACCGAGGGAAGCGCGUGGUGGUCGUUUGCCAUGGCGCCGUGAUGAUGGCGCUUCACCGCCACGCGUUGGGCCACGACUCGUCCAUGGGGGUCAUAAACGCGUCGAUCAACGUCGUCCGCGUGUCAGCUGAUCACACGUGGCGCGUCCUCCACUGGGGCGAUGUGAAGCAUCUCGAUGGGAUGGAGUUCGACCAUGAUGGCUUCGGCGGUGGCAAGGACUCCGCCUAGGUCUUAUAACAAGGAUUAGGACGCAAGAGGAACGCGGUGUACAAAGCAUGAGAGGCACUCAAAGCAACAGUAGCAUGUCCAUACCGAAGCGAAGGAUCAGCAGCAUGUUGUAGAUAAUGUCGAUGCUUCUGUCAUUCAAAGCAAUGUACCCCACUCUGUGGACAUCCAUAACAGACCAAUUCUGUGGACAUGAUGCGGAAAUGAGAUACUAGUGUCUCAAAUGUGCCAUAUGUGAUGUUCGUUUUUUAG